CCAGAAAGUGGUGACUUGCCCCGUAAGUCUUAAAAAGCGAGCUCACUAUGCUCAUCACGACAUUUGGUUUUAGUAUCAUUCUCCGUCACUUAACGUUUCUUCAGCCAACGCCAUCAAUAGACGAACGAACUCGUAUAAAAUUUCAUUGGCGGGAAACCCUGCAACUGCAACCAGGGUUUUGUUUUGAAAGCACUCAAUCUCACGUCAAACCCUAAUUUGAAAACAUUCUGCAGCAAGUUUUUUAAUCACUAUGGGAGUAAAAGGUUUAACGAAGCUUCUAGCAGACAAUGCGCCGAAGUCUAUAAAGGAGCAAAAGUUUGAGAGCUAUUUUGGACGGAAGAUAGCCGUUGAUGCCAGCAUGAGCAUAUAUCAGUUCCUGAUUGUUGUUGGCAGGGUUGGCAAUGAAACGCUAACAAAUGAAGCAGGGGAAGUUACAAGCCAUUUACAAGGAAUGUUCACUCGUACGAUUAGGUUAUUAGAAGCUGGUAUUAAGCCUGUAUAUGUUUUUGAUGGAAAGCCACCUGAGCUAAAAAAAGAAGAACUUGCCAAGCGGCUAUCAAGGCGAGAAGAAGCUACAGAGGACUUAGCUGAGGCCAUUGAGACAGGAGUCAAGGAAGAUAUUGAAAGGUACAGCAAACGAACAGUCAAGGUAACAAAGCAGCAUAAUGAAGAUUGCAAAAAACUUUUGAGGUUGAUGGGGGUUCCUGUGAUUGAGGCUCCUUCUGAAGCUGAGGCAGAGUGUGCAUCAUUAUGUAAAAGUGGCAAGGUUUAUGCAGUAGCUUCCGAGGAUAUGGAUUCGUUGACAUUUGGCGCUUCAAGGUUUUUGCGGCAUUUGAUGGAACCCUCAUCAAAGAAAAUACCAGUAAUGGAAUUCGAGAUUUCAAAGGUUUUAGAGGAGCUGAACCUUACAAUGGACCAGUUUAUAGACAUGUGCAUCCUUUGUGGGUGUGACUACUGUGAUACUAUUAGAGGCAUUGGGGCACAAACAGCAUUGAAGCUUAUACGCCAACAUGGUUCCUUAGAGAAAAUCUUGGAAAAUUUGAAUAAAGACAGGUAUCAGAUUCCAGAGGAUUGGCCAUAUGAGAGAGCUAGAAGCCUUUUCAAAGAACCACUAGUCACUCCUGAAGAAAGUCAACCAGAUCUUAAGUGGAUUGCUCCAGAUGAAGAGGGUUUGAAAAACUUCCUUGUGAAUGAAAAUGGAUUCAAUCAUGAGCGGGUGACAAAGGCAAUAGAAAAAAUUAAAGUUGCAAAGAGUAAGGCAUCUCAAGGGCGUUUGGAAUCAUUUUUCAAGCCUACUAUAAAUACAACAGUUCCAGCAAAACGAAAGGAAACCACUACAGCCAAGCAAGGUAAAGAAUCUGCAAACAAGAAAUCAAAGGCUGGGAAAAAGUAACAACGACAUUUUUAUGGCACAGAGAUACUACAAAUCCUCUGAGGAAGCAUUUUGGAAGAUUGUGCUAAACUUACAUGACAUGAGUAUGGACAUUGCCAAAAAGUGGGCAAGCUAAAGAGUUGAAUGUUGACUUAUGACCUGAUAAACUGUUACAGAAAACUUGGAAGAUGUUUCCAAUCCAAUAAGUAUGUUAAAAUGCUAGAACAAACAAAUAAGAUGCAAAUAACUCAAAAGCUCAUGUUUUGGUAAAUUAUUGGAGAGUCGAUUCUUCAGGUCUGAGUUUCUCGAGUUUUUCUGAGGUUUUCACAUAGCCUACCAAAGCUUAAAUGGUGUUGGUUUGUGUGAAUGUUUUGGCUAACAUGAUGAAUUAUAGAGUUUGACACAUUCUAAUUAUUUUUUGUCCCCUUUCAUCUGGACAGGAUUUAAUUGCCAUCUGGUUAAAUAACAGCAA
Messenger RNA from Cryptomeria japonica (Japanese cedar), 1844 nucleotides. Its product is annotated as flap endonuclease 1. NCBI's taxonomy places the organism in Eukaryota, Viridiplantae, Streptophyta, Pinopsida, Cupressales, Cupressaceae. The transcript has 18 exons. The record is from RefSeq and is a predicted model, not a curated record. Gene Ontology annotation, molecular function: DNA binding; 5'-3' exonuclease activity; 5'-flap endonuclease activity. Bases 251 to 1393 code for a protein of 380 amino acids.